AUGGAGCUUCAAGAGUUAGAUAAAGAUCAGGAUACUCACCUUUGCCUGAAUUGUAAAACAACCAUUCCUGGCUUGUUAAACUAUGUGAAACACAAACAACAAGAGUGCUCAUCGCUAAAGAAGACACCUGUUUCCUUAAGCAUGGAUGGACCGACAAUUGUUAGUAAAAAUGUCUCUGAAAAUGCAGAGUUCAGUCACUUUGGAAAGAAGAAAUCCGAAAAAACAAAGACUACUAUUCAGCUUUACCCGCCAAGUACAAGUCUCACUGAAGUUGGGAAUAUUUUUGAAUCCAGCUCUGAUGAAGAGGUCUGGGGAAUGAAUGUUGACUAUGUGGAUGAUGCAGAGGAGGAAAGGCGUAGCUAUGGUGAUUCAUGUGAUGUUAGGACAGGGAAGAAUAGAGACAUUCUGGAGUUUGUAACCAAGAACACAACAGGAAAGAAAGCUACUGAACAAAAUGAAAUAGUAGAAGAUUCAACAAACCUGCGGAACUGUUUGAAAAUAGAGGAGGAUACUGUUUCAGACUUGUGUCAAAAUUCCAAGGGAGAACCAUUGACACUGCAGUAUACAGACAUGCAUUGUGCAACACAUACAGGACUAAUUAAAAGAAAACAAGACAAGCCAAUGAAGAGAAAGAGGAAUAAAAGCAAGCGUCACAGGUUUAAAAUUUCACAGAAAUUUGUCAACUCUAUUCAUGAUGAUCCUGAAUCUUGUAAGAAAUCCCCCAAAUCUGGCUUGUUUAAACAAAAACCAAAACAAAUGCAGAAAAAGAUUACAACCGCUAAAGACCCUUUCAAAUGUGAAUACUGUACCCAGUCAUUUAUUGAUAUGGCUGGCUAUAUGAAACACAAGGAAAAUGAACACCUUGACGAGGUGGAGAAUGGACGAAGCUAUGGGGGUAUGAAAUUGCGGAGAUUGAAAAAGAAGAUUAACAAAAUGGAUGAAUUAACUUCAGUGGUUUAUGAAAGCGAAGCGAUGCGAGAGAGGGACACGCCUGGCAGUGAUCAAGAGACCUCUGCCUAUAUGGGAGCACUGGGAUUACAGUCGUCAAAGACACAAGAAAAAACACAAACAUCUCCGAAAAGCAACAAGUCAGAGGAUAACAAGUUGGUGGAAGAUAUUUCUAAGUCUAUUGAUGAGCAGAACCCCGAAAAUGAAGAAUCUGAAAUGGAAGUUGGGACAACACAAGUUGGUGGAAAAAUCUCUUCGUUGAUUCACUGUAGUGAAUGUGAAUACUCGUCAGAGAGUAUAUACAGCGUACAAAAUCAUAUAAAGGAGAAACACGAUGAUGAUCAAAUGGACAGUCUGUUGCAGUGGCGUCAAAACGAGGACGUCUCAAAAUGCGAUGUAUGCAAUUCUUUAAUCUUGUCGUGUCGUUUGCAGCAUCAUUACAAAAGUAAAAUACACCGAAAACGGGUGUUGAAGCAAAGCGGUGCAGGUCCUCUGGAGAAAUGCACGACUUGUUCGAAGGCGUUCUAUUUACCUGAGGAUGUGACAAUACACAUGAAACAGCAUGUCGGUAAAAAUGUAAUAAAAUGUCUCAUCUGUAAGAUGAAGUUUCGCAACAAGGAUGAGUUGAGUACUCAUCAAGCGACUGAUGAUCACAUCCAGUUGCAGAAAUGGGAGGCAAAAUCACAUGAAUUGCAGGUGACCAGUAGGAAAGAGUGUAUGAACAAAGUUACCAAGCUGGUGAUGGUUGAUGGUAAAUGCCGAUAUCGAUGUAACAUAUGUCAGAGUGUUUUGGGAUCCAAAGGCGUGCAAGCGCACAUUUACUCACACACAGGUGAUAGACCCUUUAAGUGCCCUAUGUGUGAGCAGACGUACAAACUGCGAGAGGAUCUUAACUUGCAUAUUAAGUGCCAUUUAGGGAUAAAAGAAAAAAAAUGCCCACACUGCGAUUUCAGCACAGUGCGAUCAGGCUGUUUGAAGCGGCAUAUUGACGCCAUACACAAUAAGGGACAGGAAAAAAAUUUCAUAUGCGAGAUUUGUGGGGCACGUUUUUAUUCAAGUUCGCUUCUGAAAACUCAUACACAAAGCCACACAGGUGUUAGGCCGUUCACUUGUCCGUACAAAGGCUGUAUAUAUGCUGGUCGUCAUAAAGUUGAACUUCGUUACCAUAUGGAUACUCACACUGGGGAACGUUUGUUUCUAUGUGAUAUGUGUGGUUAUGGCGGUAAGACGAAACACGCGCUAACAAAACACAGGAGGACACAUAGUGGUGAAAAACCAUUCAAAUGUGACUUCACCGGUUGCGACUAUGCAAGUACUGUGUGUUCGCAUCUGAAGCGUCAUAAGCGCAAGCACAUGGGAUCCAAACCAUACAAGUGUCCCUACUGUGAACAUCGCACAGCGAAUAUUGAAAACAUGCAUAAGCAUAUAAGUAAGACGAACAAGCACCAGGGCAAGAAACUUCUUCAAUUGUCCGUACUGUAA
Molecule: messenger RNA, 2430 nt
Organism: Saccoglossus kowalevskii
Lineage: Eukaryota; Metazoa; Hemichordata; Enteropneusta; Harrimaniidae
Source: RefSeq, a predicted model, not a curated record